Messenger RNA from Folsomia candida, 2576 nucleotides. Its product is annotated as oxygen-dependent choline dehydrogenase. The coding region runs from base 273 to 2297 and encodes 674 amino acids. The record is from RefSeq and is a predicted model, not a curated record. Gene Ontology annotation, molecular function: flavin adenine dinucleotide binding; ecdysone oxidase activity. The transcript is spliced from 11 exons. Lineage: Eukaryota; Metazoa; Arthropoda; Collembola; Entomobryomorpha; Isotomidae.
UCGUAAUCUCUACAAACUUGUGGAAUCUCUAUAAUUUUACGGUGAUUACAUUAAUUUAAUCAUUAUUCAGGUACAUUUUCUGUACCUUUCUUGCAUAUCUCUUCUCAAAGCAAAGAACUCCCAUUUCUUCCCAGUUUACUAAUUGGAAGAUCCGUGUGAAUUUCUUAAAUAAAUAUUAUUUAAUUCAAAUAAAAUAUUCCAAACUGAUCCUGGAAUUUCGUUUAAAAAAAUAGUAAAUUUAAGAAUUUAGCAAAAACCUAUUAAUCCUUGGAAUGGAUAGUUUAUUAAUAAAUGCACUAUGGAACAAUAUCUCGCCCUCUUUGUUGUACACGGUUAUAGCAAAUAUAACGUUGCAUCAGGCCACGAAAAAUUUUGAACUUGAUAAAAAAUUUAAUCCCAAUCCUGCACUGGGUUUUGAGGCAGAAUAUGACUACAUUGUUGUUGGUGCUGGAUCUGCCGGUGGAAUUGUAGCGUCGAGGUUAUCAGAGAAUGAAAACGUUUUUGUUUUACUCCUCGAAGCUGGAGGAGAUCCUUUGGGAAUAAAUGACAUCCCAUUCCUUUGGUUGGACAAUGUCGGACAUCCCGAUUCGGAUUGGAUGCUUGAAACCGUGCCUCAAAAAAAUUGCGCAUUGGCUUAUCCGAAUAAUAUAAUUGCGCAACCACGAGGGAAAUCCUUGGGUGGAACUUCCAACCUGAACGCGAUGGCAUUUUGGCGUGGGAACCCAAACGAUUUUAACACCUGGGCUAACUUGACGCAAGAUGAGGAAUGGAGUCAUGAGAAAUUAUUGCCUUACUUUAAAAAUUUGGAAAAUUAUGAUGGAUCAUUUGCAAAAUCGCCAAAAUAUCACGGAGAAUUGGGUCCAAUUCAUGUAACUCGGCAGACGUUCCAUCCUUUGAAAACUGAAUGGAUCACUGCCGGAAUUGAGAUGGGAUUUCCGUACGAAGAUCCUGACGCGAUACAAACAUCCACUUUUGUUCCAGUUGAUGUCUCCGGCUUGGACGGGAAACGGUGGGAAGUUUAUCAUGGAUUUUUGGAAAAAGCGUUACAAAAGAAAAAUUUGGACGUUUUAAGAUACGCGGAAGUAACCAAGAUAAAUCUCAGUGGGGACGCUGGCCGAGCAGAAAGCGUGACUUAUACAAGAUUCGGUCAAGUUUUUACGGCCAAGGCGAAAAGGGAAAUUGUAAUAUCUGCGGGGACUUAUAAUUCUCCGAAACUGUUGCUGCUAUCUGGAAUUGGACCGAGUGAACAUUUACGUUCUGUCGGGAUCGAGCCGAAAAUAAAUCUCCCUGGCGUUGGAAGUAACUACAUUGACCACGUCGUUUCCACAAUUGGACCAUUUCUUCUUAAUGAUUCUGUCUCCUUCAUUCAAAAACGCGAUCUUACAGCGCAGUCGGUCAUAGACUACGUCACAAACGGUACUGGACCCCUCAGCUGGAAUUUGCUGCAAGGAAACGGUUUAAUCAGCACGCACGACGAGCCAGACUGGCCGGAUAUAAUUUACCAUCACAUGCCAAUUGGAGGGAAUAAUUGCAAAGUGCUGGGUCCCUUAAGUGAGGGAAUUUGUGACAAGUAUAUGCAAAAUGUUGGCGAAAAUCAGGACGCCAUGUGGGCAAUCAUGUUCCUUGGACGGGAUCCUAAAAGUCGGGGCACGGUCAAAUUAAGGUCAAAUAAUCCGUUUGAUGCUCCACUAAUUGAUCCCAACUUGUUUUCUGAACGGGAAGAUGUUAAAGCAAUGGUUGAUGGUUUCAAAUUUCUUGUGAAAUUAUUCGAAGAAACGGACGCUUUCAGGAAAUACAAUUCAACUUUAAUACAAAAUAAGUUUCCUGGAUGUGAAUCACACGAGGCAAAAUCGGAUGCCUAUUAUGAAUGCUAUUUGCGUCAUGUGACAAGAACAAUGUAUCAUCCAUCGUCAACUUGCAAAAUGGGGGCAAGCAGUGAUCCGAUGGCUGUGGUUGAUUCAAAUCUGAAAGUUCGUGGCGUUUCAAACUUAAGAAUUGCAGAUGCAUCAGUUAUGCCGAUCAUCGUAAAUGUAAAUAUCAACGCGGCGACAAUGCUCAUUGGAGAGAAGGCAUUUUAUUUGAUAACAAAGGAUUGGGAGAUGGAUUCAUCUGCAAUGAGGCGUUACAUAAUGUAUUCUUGGGCUGUGUUGAGUUUUGCCAUGAUUUCCACUCUGGUCUUAUUUCUUGUGGAUUAUAAGAGAAAGUUUUUGUUUAAUAAGUUUAAACAAUACUUUGCAAAGUAUUAUGAACGAAGCGAUCCAAGCAAAUCGGACGUGGUGGAUGCCUUAAAAGUAUAAAUUAUUAGGAAAUAUGGUAUUUGUUCCAUUUAAUUUAUUUCAUAAUUUCAAUUUAAUUUUUGAAAUACAACACGAAUUAGGUAUUUGCCUCACUAAGAAAAAGCUUUAAAAUUAGAAAAUUUAAGUUAUUUGCAUUAUAAAGCGAAAUUGAAAUUACAAAAUUCAAUAUUCAUAAUGCUGAUUUAAAUUAACCCAAAGAUUUGCUAAUAUAGCUUUAGGAAUAAAAAAAAGUGUAUUAAGGAAAUAAAGUGGAAACCGGUUAAAAUGUUAAAAUUAAAA